Messenger RNA from Mercenaria mercenaria, 3517 nucleotides. RefSeq names its product melanopsin-A-like. The coding region runs from base 350 to 2458 and encodes 702 amino acids. The transcript has 3 exons. NCBI's taxonomy places the organism in Eukaryota, Metazoa, Mollusca, Bivalvia, Venerida, Veneridae. The record is from RefSeq and is a predicted model, not a curated record. Gene Ontology annotation, molecular function: G protein-coupled receptor activity. Gene Ontology annotation, cellular component: membrane. Gene Ontology annotation, biological process: G protein-coupled receptor signaling pathway.
CAGAAUGCAUUUUGUUUGAUAUAAAUAAGGAAUAUGAAAGUUAACACUAUUUCGAUACAUUAAAAAAAAACGAAGGAUUUACCAAACCGAAUUACAGUAAAUGAAACAAUCGAUUACAGUUGAGGUAAAAGCAGCCAAAGUUAUUCUAAGCGAGUAUCUGAUAUCGCAGCAUCAUGCGUUGUUAAAGCAGAAUGAGAGGCAGUAUUUCUACAAAAAGCCGCGUUUCUAUGGAUAUAUAUAUAGAUAUAUAGUGUUACGUCAUUAAAUUAAUUUCUGUUUGAGCAAAUACCAGACCGUGGAGCAGCUAUUUUAUCAAUGAAGUUGCCAUGAAACAACUAGAAAUCUUAUAAUGACACCACUAACCAACCUUAAUGUGACAUCACCGUGCAAUAGCACCAAUGGAAAGUGCUUAAAGGAAGUCACGGAAAAUACCGAAGUUUGGCGAACACUUAUGGCGGUGUAUCUUGGCGCCAUUUUGUUUGUGUCGCUGGCAUUCAACGGAACCCUGUGUCUGAUGUUCUACAAAAAAUCGCAUCUACUGAGUGUUUCUAACUGCUUUGUGUUGAACUUAAUUUGUUGUCAGCUUUUAAUGUCCUUGAUGGUUCUCCCGUUCAGUCUGUUUGCGGUUGUUUCGCAGGACUGGAUUUAUACCGGACACUGGUGUGAGGUACAGGGUUUCUUCUUCACGUCGGCGAUAGUUGCUCAGCAAUUAGCCUUACUGGUAAUCUCCAUCGACCGGAACUACGCCAUUAUGUACUCUUUGCGUUAUCCAAAUGUUUUCACUCAGACGCUUUGUUCAAUUAUGAUCGCGGUCUCAUGGACGUUCGCUAUUAUCAUCAGUAUUCCGCCAUUACUUAGUUCUGGUAUGGGAAACUAUGUUUUUCACCAAAGCCAGUUUCUUUGCGGCCUUGACUGGGCAACAGAUGCAAAUUACUUAAUCGUGUUUAGCAUAAUAGCGUUUGCAUUGCCAGUUUUUAUUCAAUGUUUCUGUUACAUUAAGAUCUUUAUUGCCGCUGUUGGACAUUCAAAAAGAAGUUCUAAAGUCGCACCAUGGACUAGCCGUCCGUCUCGUAAUAUAAAUGAACUGAGAAGUGACUCUAGCACGUGUAGUAGUGAUAUGUCUGAAGAGGUGUCCCGGAGUUCCGUAGAAUGUAAGGCUGUAAAGACAAUUUUUAUUAUUGCGUUGGCCUAUAGUGUUAGUUGGUUACCAUAUUUUGUGGAUUCAUUUCUUACCUUGAGGAAAGAGAACAUUAACCCAAACUAUAGUGCUGCAGCAAUAUGCUGCCUAUUUUCGAGUAGCAUUUUAAAUCCGAUGAUUUAUGCUUACAUGAAUCGUGUAACACGCCGCGAGAUCGGCAGAUUUGUUUGUGGAAACUCGGGAAUGUCGGAUUCAGACGAAGCUGGAUCUACAAGUAUGAGCGCUUAUUCGUCUGCUUGGGCCCUUAACCGGAUACGGUCAAAAAGUAACGGUGCAACACCAAACGAAAUGCACACAAUCACGGAAGAAGCGGAAGUAGACGAAAGCGUCUUUUGUGAACCUCUUUCUCGUGAAAAUGGUCUAAAAAUAACAAAUUGUGAAUCUAACGCGGCGUUUAAAUCACCAAACAAAGAACAUAUACGACACAAAGAGCAAGUAGCUUUACGAGGAAAGAAAUGUGCCAUUGAAAGCGAAGAGAAGCUUGCAGCAAAGUUAGACGUUCCCGAUAUUUCAGUAACGGAAGCCUCGGGUAGUGAUUUAGACACACAAGUAAAAGAACCCAGAGAAUCAUCUUGGAAAAUUGUUAAGUCAGAGCUGAAUAAAUCAUCAAAAUCGAAUGAAUCGUAUUUUGCUAAAGGCAAAAGGCGAAGGAAAAGAGAUUAUGGUUCAUUUUUAUAUUUUGAAAAUAAUAAAGACCAGCCAGAAUACAGAAGAUCUAAGGCCAGAGAAAGGAGAAGGCCUCAAAGAUUCUCUGUUGAUCAUGUUCAAAGUAUAUCUAUUGGAAAAUUUCCAAGUUAUAUGAAGUUUCGAUUGUCUUUAAAUAAAUCUGAACUACACAACGUAAACAAAGUUCUGGUUAAGUCAAACUUUGAAUUUGAAAACAAUGAUAUUGAUGGAGAUGAAAGAGAAGAUCUCACGUCAACUAUGAAAGAUCCUUCAGGAAGAAAGGAAUCUACUAUACCUAUCACAACUGCACUUCAAUUACCAAAUGGUUCAAAUGGUUUGUCAUCCAAAACCGGAAGUGCAGUGACUGCAGAAACAUGCUCAUCACAAAUUCAACUACAUAAAACUCAGGCAACCCAACACCGGCCGAGUUCUGCCCCAGCAAUAUUACUGAACAGAAAGGUUUCUCGAGAUUGUCUGUCUAUAGGGUACAGAGAAUCGAGCACGGUACAAGGUUCAGCAAACGAACAAGAAACUAACGAAUCACAUGCCGAUUUGAAAGCUCUCAAAAUUCUAAAAGUCUGGCGAGAUAAAUAAUGAAGAUGGCGUCACGCUUACUCUCCUCCGCGUGACUUAGUUUCUAAUAAGAUCCUCAGUAGAAAACUUCGUUUAUUUAUUUUAUCUCAAAAGAAAUUGUUUGGCAAUUAUGAUAUAUUCUGUCAUAAGGUUUGUUUAAAUUUCUGUAAAUGCUAAAAAAAGUUGACAGUGCUACCAUACUGUCAAGAAUAGAUCCAUAAUGAAAUAAGAAUAGAAACUGGCUUACAAAAAAAACAUGAACAUGCGACGUUAACUGGAGAUUUUGAGGAUUUGUUUCUUUCCGCCAUUAUCUAGCCCGGAAGUGCUACCUGAUUACCCGUUUAGUACUUUUAUAUUUUGUACGGAAAUUGCCGGUUGUAAUUACAGAUCCAUUGCCUUAAAUCGUCACAGUUACUAUUCCCUAAUUAGCUUUCCAGUCAAACAUCAGAGAAACUAAGUAGAUCUAUACAAAAUUCUAACAUGGCUCGAAUUGAUUUCUAGUUAAACAAAGAAGAAAAUCAAGCUCUGUAUAUUCUGCGACAAACAACGGUUGACGCGCGAGAGCAUUAUGGCGUCAAUUUUGACGUCAAAUUGCCGCAUGACGUCCGAUACAUUACUCCUCGCGUAAAUGAAGCUCAGUAUAAUAUUUAUUAAAAUAUAUCAAUGAGCAUGUAAGAAUGAAAACAAUCAAGGCCUUCUUGUGAUUUAUCGUCUAAUUUACCACGGUUCAUCGUUCAGAUGCUUCAGUAUUUAACCACUCGGGCUAACGCCCUCGUGGUUCAACUCCUACGCAUCUGAACUCUGAACCGUGGUAAAUCAGACGAUAAACCACUCGAAGGCCUUGAUUAUUUGUUAAAUAAAUUAUCAACGUAAUUACUUGUACUGUACGAAAGUAUGUACGAAAGUACAUAUUUGUACUAUUCUGCGUGAUAGAUUCAUAAGCUGUAUGUGUUAGUGAUAUUGUAUUUGAAAACAUAGGCCUAAAUAACAAAAUAAAAUUGUCCUUAAAUAGAUCUUUGUGCUUUUAUUUACAAUUUAAGUUUGUAGCAAUGCCGACAUUGAACAAAAUAUAAUGUCCUU